AUGUGCGCGUAUGACACGCUAGCCGACGGCACCCAACCUGCAGUCCGCACAGACGAGUGGGCCUCCAUGUUCUCAGCUCUACCGAACUCGACGUUCCAUUGGCCAGAGCAGUGCUCAGAGGACGACGGACUCCCUUUUGGCAAAUGCCACCAACCCCUUGGCUCCAACCAGCCCUACUGCCUUCGAAAAGGUAUUGCGACCAAAGGCGUGGGAGAUAUGGAUUGGGGCUACUGCCGACCCUGCCCUGCUGCAGAAGUUACUCCAAAAUGUGCAUUUGCCACUGCAGAGGAUGGAUCUCAGCCAACUCCUCGUUUGGACCAGUGGCAGAACUGGUCUCGCAUGCCAUCGAAUGCCAAGACGUGGCCCGCCUUUUGUUCCAGCGUUCAUCCGCUAGGACAGUGCGCACCGGAACAGCUGAUAGAGCGCAGGGACUUUCAGCACCUGUACUGCUUACGGGCUGGGGUCACCGCCCUUGAUCGGAAUGCGGCAGACCAGUGGGGUUACUGCCGCGACUGCCCUGACUGGGUGCUGUCCCAGGCCGUCCUUGCCGAAGUGUUUGCAAGCAGCCCGGGUGUCCGGGAGUACAUCAAUCCGGUGCAGCAAGGUGAGGGCGGCGAGUGCUGGGGAGCACAGGAGUGCACGAACGGCCUGCAAUGCAUCGGUCGCAAGUGCAGGGUUCCACCUAUGAGCUCUUGGGGCAUCAGGAAGAAGAUGAGCUCAGACACUCCGUACUACGCUCGCUACGACCCAUACCUCGCUAAGAUGCAGGAGUAUCAUCGCCAGGUUGUGCGCAACAACAAGCGCCUGCUUUUCGAAUAUCGCAGGAUAGCAGACGAGGAGAAGUGGAUCCAGAACAGGCAGCGCAUGAUGGUUGGCUACACAAUGGGUGCCAAUCAGUUGCAAUUGUACGAGGACCUUCACAGAGGAAAGAUGGCUGAAGCGGGUAUGGACCCCAACUCACCUGCGUACCUGGCUCAUCAGCAGGCAGCCGACGCGCUCAGGGCCGAUCGCUUACGGCUGGAAUCCCGAGCUCAGGAGCUGAAGCGGCAGGUCGACCACAGCCGUCGCAUGGUCGGGAUCUAUAAGAGAGUUGCGGACAACCAGGCCAAGCAAAACUCGGCAAAGUACCGGGCACUCAUGGAGAAGAUGUAUGAUGAUGAGCGGAGCAGAUGGCCAGAGACUACGCCGACAACACCGGAGGAUCAGAGAAGGGCUGCCCGUGACGAUCCCAACUACCCGCACAGGAGCCACUCCCCUCGGACCUAUUCCAAUCCACCGUCUCAAAGCGACAUUGACCGCCUGCAAACUGAUUUGGACGACAUGGCAAAGAACGAUUUGCAGGACAGGGCCAGAAACAAGAAACGUGGCGCAGUGAUUGGCCACACUCAAGAGGACACUGCCCGCUGGGGUGAGCUUAUGACAGCGGAUGGCCGGGGCGCUCUGAGCUUGGAGGGCAGCUACCAGUACCAGCUCGGGGCCUGCGAGGAAGGCCUUUGCGCCGAGGUUGGUGCAGCCGUGACGGUGGCCUACGAGCAUCAGGUCUACGACCAGGACGGAGUCUCCAUCACCGUGCGAACGGAAGCGGAAGUCUUCGUGGAUGCGGGUGCUUCAGUUGGCUGCAGCACCCAGGUGCAAGGAUGUCAGAUAACUCUCUCGGCCGCCGCCGGUGCAAAGGUCGGCGCAUCCAGCCGAGUUAAGCAGGAUCUGGGGAACGGCGUCACGGCCGACUACACCGCUGCGGUCGAGGCCGGGUAUAUUGCCAAGGCCGAGGCGGAAGCUGGCUGCACCAGCAAGAAGGGAUGCAAAGCAAAGGCCAAAGCCUUUGCUGGUGCUUAUGCUAAGGCCACAUCAGAUGCACAGGUGGGCACAGAAGACGUCAGUGGCAAGGUUGGUGGCUCCGUGAUGGCAGGCGCAGGUGCUGGCGGAGGUGGCAGCAUCGGCGGCGUCUACGGCGACGGCGAGCUGAAGCUCAGUGCCGAAGCUUGUGGGAUGCUCCUUGUCGGCGUUUGUGCCAACGUGGAGCUGAAGGUGGACUUGUCUGGGGCUGAGGAGGCAGGCCAGCAAAUGGGUCAGUUCUUCUCCGACCUCGCAGGUGAGGACGGCCCGGUCAGUAGCGAGAUGCUAAGUGAGACCAGUGCUGGCCUGGAGGAUCUUGGCCACCAUCUUGGCAACGGAGGCCAGGCGCUGUGGGAUGACAUGCGCCAGAACUUUGGCUUCCUCCAGGUCCAGAGCUCCAGAAACUCGACUGACGCCUUGUCUCAGUGGCACCGCAUGGCGAAAAGAUGCCCUAUUGACACGGACGCGAAGCCGCUCAAGGCCAUCCUGGACCACCCGGAGCAGGUCGAGCGCGUCACGCGGGGCCUCCUGCAGGCGACGCUUCCAAGGAUCAAGGUUGAACAGCCGGCGAAUGUGAUUACCUCUCUUCCGCAAGAGGUGGAAGCCGAGAUCGAUUCGAAUUUGGAUGGUCUCGUGAGCUAG
Molecule: messenger RNA, 2478 nt
Organism: Symbiodinium natans
Lineage: Eukaryota; Dinophyceae; Suessiales; Symbiodiniaceae
Source: the annotation of a GenBank genome assembly